Messenger RNA from Tinamus guttatus (white-throated tinamou), 763 nucleotides. Lineage: Eukaryota; Metazoa; Chordata; Aves; Tinamiformes; Tinamidae. The record is from RefSeq and is a predicted model, not a curated record.
UGCCAUGGCCGACCAGAGCAACAUCCAGAGCGCCGCCUCCAAGAGCAUCCGCCCGUUCCGCUCCAGCGAGGAGUACCUCUAUGCCAUGAAGGAGGACCUCGCCGAGUGGUUCAACACUCUCUACGACCUGGACAUCCAUGUUGACAACUUCAUGGAGACGCUGGAGACGGGCUACGACCUCUGCCAACACGCCAACAAUGUGAACCGCACCGCCCUAGAAUUCCAGCAGCAGCACCCCGAGGCCGCGGCCCGCAUGCGCAUCCCUCAGAACGAGGUCAUCUUCCAGGCCAAGAAUGUGGUGCCCGGCUCCUUCAUCGCCAGGGAUAACAUCUCCAAUUUCAUCCAGUGGUGCCGGCAGGACCUUGGCAUCCAGGAUGUCCUGAUGUUUGAAACCAAUGACUUGGUGCUGAAGAAAAAUGAGAAGAACUUUGUGCUCUGCUUGCUGGAGGUGGCCAGGCGAGGCUCCAAGUUUGGGAUGCUUGCCCCCAUGCUCAUCCAGAUGGAGGAGGAGAUCGAGGAGGAGAUGAGGGACCAAAUUGCCUAUGGGGUGCUGGACAUGCACCGGGAAAGCCACAGCCUGGACUCUGAGGCUCUGGUCUACCCCAGCAAGGCCCAGCGCAUCUCCCUGUGUGACCUGAAGAACCUGGACGAGCUGGUGCGUGAGAUCCUGGGCUGCUGCACCUGCCCCUCGCAGUUCCCCAUGGUCAAAGUCUCCGAGGGCAAGUACCAAGUGGGAGACUCCAACGCGCUCAUCUUUGUCCGG